UACCUGUUGUAAUCUUCUUGAUUUGGAUGUCUUUCUCUUUCUUUCUUUAUAUUACAGUAAAAUAUUUAAUAUCUUGAUCUAAAGUUUCUUGAUUUGGACUUCUAACCAAUGAGAGAGAGAUCACAUUUCGAUCCUUACAAUGCAAAAAAACCGUUAUUACUUUUGUUGAUUAAAAGGGCUCCAAAGAAAGCUCCUCCACAACAUCAUCAGAUCGAUCAAGUUUCCUCGAUCGGACUCCCUUUCCCCCCUCUGCCUCUGCAACAUGAGAAUCACAUGCUGUCCAGAAAAGACUGUGUUGGUGGCAGUUUAUGCAGAGACGCCGCGGAAGAGCUUGCCCUUAUUCCAGGACGCAUUGCAAAGAAACAGAAUAUUAGAGACAAGAAGCGACAAACAAAACUGUCGUCACCACUGUUAUCAUCAUUUCCACUCCGACGACAUUGCCAAAAGAGACGGCGGAGGGAAAGGGUACAAUAGGAGAGCUCAGCUUCUUGAGUACGCAAGAGAUCUUCGAGCAUCUGCACGUCGACCGCCGGCCUCUUCAUCAUCACUACCCUCACACUCAACCUCUCAGACCAAACGAGUCCCAGCAGUUCAGAUGAUUAGUGCGGAUACGCCUUCAAAACGUGCAAAUUCUCAAGCUUGUUUGGGAAAAUGGGAGCGCCUAAUUCCAAACUUCAUUUUAUUAAAGAUAGGCCUCAACAGCAGCAAGCACAAGGGAAACAAGAAGCACAAGAACAACAGCAGUGUAUCUACAACCACAAACAACAUGAAAGCUGUAGCAAAAAGCAUCCUGCAGGGGCAGAAAAAGGGAAGCUGCUUCUCAAAACUGUUCAUAAAUGUGGGUAGGAAGAGAUUCGAUUUACAUAAAUGAAGGUGAUCAAGUUGUCUCUCGUCGCAAGCACCAUCAGCAACCGUUCUAUUUAUUUAUUGUAUGAGGGCGGAGUGCAUAUAUGCACAUUUUUAUAAGGAAAAAUGCAGUGAGAAAUGAGUAAAACAAUUCCUCUAAAAAAAAAUAAAUUAUUUCAUGUAUAUUGAGAAAUGAAGCAAAUUAUCUCUCAAUCUAAAUUAUUAGUAGGUGGUGAUUUGCUUCAUUUUUUGAAAAUACAGUGAAGUAAUUUGCUCAUUUUUUUUUCACCUAUUCUUAUUGGAAGGUUCUUCAAUAUGUUCUGCUUCAGCAAUGACAAUUUUGUUGAGU
This is a messenger RNA of Sesamum indicum (sesame), 1195 nucleotides long. RefSeq lists its product as uncharacterized. Lineage: Eukaryota; Viridiplantae; Streptophyta; Magnoliopsida; Lamiales; Pedaliaceae. The record is from RefSeq and is a predicted model, not a curated record.